Messenger RNA from Nylanderia fulva, 375 nucleotides. The record is from RefSeq and is a predicted model, not a curated record. NCBI's taxonomy places the organism in Eukaryota, Metazoa, Arthropoda, Insecta, Hymenoptera, Formicidae.
AUGAUUUUUUCCUUUGAGGAACACAUAAAGCAUGAGCAUAAUAUGUGGCAUUAUCUCUACUUCAUUGUGUUAGUGAAGGUGAAGGAUCCGACAGAAUUUACAGGGCCGGAAUCAUACGUUUACUCUAUGGUUAAGGAUCGAAAUCUGGAAUGGUUCCCGAGAUUGCGGGCCAAAUCACUGGCAGCGGACGAAGGUGAAGGUGAGCAAGUGGAAUUGAGAAGUUUACAAUCGCAAUUAGAAUCUACGCAGCAGUUAGUUAAAUGUUUGUCGCAACAACUGAUGGAGCUUCGUGAUCAGAUGACGGAGCAACGAAAGCAAAAGAGCGACUGGGACUUUUGAAUUCUGCCUCUGCAGUUUACAUAAUAUAUCUACGUA